Melanotaenia boesemani (Boeseman's rainbowfish) is the source of this 814-nucleotide messenger RNA. RefSeq lists its product as uncharacterized. The coding region runs from base 71 to 814 and encodes 247 amino acids. The transcript is spliced from 5 exons. The record is from RefSeq and is a predicted model, not a curated record. Lineage: Eukaryota; Metazoa; Chordata; Actinopteri; Atheriniformes; Melanotaeniidae.
CACACGCAACGUUCAUCAGUCUGAGGUAGAUUAUUUGUAAAGGUGACAGGAGGGGUGAGUAUUGGGAAUAAUGGCGUGUAUGAAAGGUUUAGGGUUGUGGCUCUUUAUUAUACUGACAGGUGUGAGUUACAGCUAUCCUACAAAGAAAGGUUCACAUGACGUACCUGCUAGUGGAUUUACAGACACAUCAGCUGCCUCAAGUCAAGCUUUCCAAAAUGCUCCACCUAAACAGGCUAGCUCCAUCCAAUAUGGUGCUCAGAUGAGGCCAACACCUGCUCUGUACAAUUCUAAUGCAUUUGUUGCACCUGUAUAUUUGGCAUAUGAUGGCAUCGCUCCAGACUCUACAAGUUUUCAUGUUUCUCCAAAUGAUGAUUACUGGGCAAUUCAACCUCCUGGUCCAUUUUCUGGUGGAACCUCAUUUCGAAAUCUAAGGCUUUCUUCAGGACCUGAAUCACUUGGUCUCAGCUAUGCAAGGCAAUCGGUCCCCGUUCAGUCACCUUUCCGGCCAGGUGAAUCAUCCUUUGUGGAGAAGGUCUACGAUCACGGCAACUACAAUUCCCAAACCGAAGACCAAGGCUUUCCCUUCCCAUAUGGUCCUGUUCGAGCUCCCACUAGAUACCCAGCGCAGCGACAAACAAUGACCCACAAGAGAAAAAUGGCAAUUACCUCUAGAAAGAUGUCCACUUCACACACCUGUCACAACACUGAUGAGCUCAUCGCAAAAGGCCGGCAGAGAGGGACAAAAGCGAUGGAGUGCUCCCUCAGUGACCCUUCAGCUUUCAUAGUCUCCCAUCUUUUUCAGCUCAACUAUUAA